Molecule: messenger RNA, 1065 nt
Organism: Penicillium antarcticum
Lineage: Eukaryota; Fungi; Ascomycota; Eurotiomycetes; Eurotiales; Aspergillaceae
Product: putative histone acetyltransferase (MysT1)
Exons: 1
Coding region: 1-1065 (354 amino acids)
Biological process (GO): regulation of DNA-templated transcription
Molecular function (GO): histone acetyltransferase activity
Source: RefSeq, a predicted model, not a curated record
AUGGCGACACCAAAGUCUGCGCGAUUGCAGACCCCAGCAGAUCGCAAUCUCAGCAACGUCGUGCUGGGAGACCUCCUGUUCAAGCCUUGGAAUCAAUCAAUCUACCCCGAAGACCUUGUCGCCAAAGAUACAGAUCGACUCUAUGUCUGCCGCUGGUGCUUCCGAUACUCAUGUGAAGAGGAUAUUUUCACCGACCACAAACGCGCCUGUGAGCAUCGCACAACGCCCCCGGGCACAAAAGUCUACGACUACGGCGGGUACGCAGUCUGGGAAGUUGAUGGAGAACACCAUAAACUUUUCGGACAAAACCUUUCACUGUUCGCCAAACUGUUUCUCGAUCACAAGACUGUUUUCUUUGAUGUUUCAACUUUCCUUUACUAUAUCCUCACAUACACCGACCCCAAUGAGCCCGGCAGCUACUAUGUGCUGGGCUUCUUUUCGAAGGAGAAGCUGUCUUGGGAUGCGAACAAUCUUGCUUGCAUCUUGAUUUUCCCACCGUAUCAACAUAGACAACUUGGAAAGCUGUUGAUGGGGGUUAGCUAUAAGCUCAGCGGUUGGGAUUCGACCGGUGGAUGUAUCGGUGGGCCGGAAAAGCCAUUGAGCGAGCUGGGCCACAAGAGUUAUUCCCGCUUCUGGGCUGAACGGAUUGCCAGAUAUUUGCUCCGCGGCAAGCCCGGCGACAAUCCCCGAGAAUCCAAUCAACAGAAACCCAAUUCUACCCCAAAGGGGUCCCGCAAGAGGCCUGUCCGCGAGACUAUGACAGUCGAGGAGCUUGGUCUGGCUACUGGUAUGCUCACUGAAGAUGUGAUCACUGCCCUCAAAAGCAUGGGGCUGUUCGAACCCCAGGCAACUCCGAAAAAGCGUAAGAGCAACCGUACUGCCACGGAAGAGGAACCCCCACCGGGUCAGACGGUGACCAUAUCUAAAUCUGAUGUGUGGGAAUGGGCGCAAUCGCACCAACUCUCUCUGGAGGACCCUGUUAGCGAAAAAGGCUUCGAGGGACUAUGGCCUAUCGUGAUCGUUUCUGCAGAGAGCGACGACAGUGUUCUAUCGGAGGAAAAUUAA